GUUAAUCAUUCACCCCACACACAGAUUGUGAGGCCCAGGGGGCAGCCCCAGCCCCAGGACUCCCCGAGCCCUGGGCAGGUUCUCACAGGGGACCAGUCGUCUAGACAGACAAGAGUGUCAAGACUCAGCUGCAAACAGCCCUGGUUACCGGGAGGCCUUUUCAGAGUGGACCCCUCACAAAGUGCAGGGCCUGAAAGCCCACCCUCGUAGGACACAGGACAGCUAACAGCAGUAGGCUGACAUGAACCAGCUGAAGGAAAUGUGGAGUGAUGAGUUCUGGGAGAACCCCUGGGACCAGGGGGGCCUGAUUGUGAUUGGUUUAUUCACCACCACAGUCCUGCUUUUCAUCUUGUUUGCUGUUGUGUUUGGCUUAUUCCCUCCAAUGGAGAGGACCCAGUGUGAAGAGGACUGACCUGGCUUCCUGGGGGCGAGAAGGCAGCGGGACAGGAGGGCUAACCUCACUCCAGACUGGCAGGGGUCCCUCUGCAGUCUCCUCUGGCCCAGGGCUCAAGCCCUGGUGUCUUCUCUUCCCAUCAGGAGAGAGUCCAGUCAAAUGCUGGAUUGGGCUUGGGGGUUGGUCUGAGACCCACUUGGGCGUCCCCACCCUGCUGCCACCAGGUCCAUGCACGAACCUGCAGAGGGCCUGUCCCAGCCUCGGGAGAGGAGCCAUGGCCAACAGGUCCUCCGAGAGGCUCAAAGGUCGGCCAAACGACGGGCAAAUCCUUGACAGAGAAGGACACAAAGCUCCUGGACGAAGUAAAAAUUCCUUUUCAAAUCUGCUAA
Messenger RNA from Oryctolagus cuniculus (rabbit), 783 nucleotides. The record is from RefSeq and is a predicted model, not a curated record. Lineage: Eukaryota; Metazoa; Chordata; Mammalia; Lagomorpha; Leporidae.